Anopheles bellator is the source of this 3055-nucleotide messenger RNA. It is a transcript of the gene Dhap-at, whose product is annotated as dihydroxyacetone phosphate acyltransferase. The transcript is spliced from 4 exons. Lineage: Eukaryota; Metazoa; Arthropoda; Insecta; Diptera; Culicidae. The coding region runs from base 609 to 2780 and encodes 723 amino acids. Gene Ontology annotation, molecular function: glycerone-phosphate O-acyltransferase activity. The record is from RefSeq and is a predicted model, not a curated record. Gene Ontology annotation, biological process: ether lipid biosynthetic process. Gene Ontology annotation, cellular component: peroxisomal membrane; mitochondrial membrane.
GUGGUUUUCGGAGUGGGGUUUGUAGGCAAUUACUGAAAAUCAUGCGAUGUGCGCAAUGGUCGUCGCGGACGGUCAGAACUGACAUCUUGGCACGGGCUAAGUUGAGAACAUAAGAACCCGUAUUCCAGGCCGACCGAACGACGGAUGAGAGAUUAGUGAAAGUGUGCGAACCGCGUAUUGCGGCCAGAGUGCUUUAGUCAGCGGAGGGGAGCAGCAAAAUUGCCACCAAAACCUGAUGCCACGCGACGUCGAUUAGGAAAACUCGCAUGCAGAGCAGGCGGCGGCACGGGAUUUAAUAUGUGCAAUUUGUGAGCCGUGCGUUGUUUGUGGUAUUGGCCAAAUUGGGCGGACAGCGAAAGUCUUGUGCAAUACGACCGUCUGUGCGGAUACGAAGCUAGAUAAAACGUUACGUCGAUAAACUCGCCUCCCAGUCUUGCGCCACGGGUGAGGUUGCAUCACACGGCGCCUACUUGCAGCAACUUUUCGUUGAGUAUUGCAAGCCCAGCGAAGCGGCUCCGGGAGCGCAUAGCUGUGCCUGCUUUGACACACUUUACACACGACGAAAGUAUACCAGAUAAAGAAACACAACACACGUGUACGAAAGCACAAUGGCUACUAAUAGGUCCCAGCAUGGUCGUGGUGAGGCAAUAGGUACCAAUGCACCAGUCGAAACAGUACCGCCGACGGCAGGAGGGCUAGUCGAGUACCGGAACCUACUCGACGCAAAGUAUCGCGAGUUUCGAGACAUGACCAAGCGCUACGCACCGACACUGGCCAACGCAAAGGACAAGGCCGUCACGCCUCAGAUGCUGAAGAAGCUCGUGCUCUCAAGCGAUCGUAUUCAAGCCCUCAUUGACGAGGUUUUUUUCCCAUUUGUUUUUAACCAGCAAUCGGCUAAUGAUCCAGUGAAGCGUGACGUGUUGGUGAGAAAGAUUCGCGACCUGCUGGAAGAGAUUGCACUCGACCAGAGUUUACCGGUCAUCCGGACGCUCGGUACGAUCCUGAAUGCCAUUUUCGCGCGAAUCUACACCGGACUGCACGUGAACGAGGUGAAGCUUGAGCAACUGCGGUCUCGCUUUGGCCGCCAGACGGUCCUCUACCUGCCGAGCCAUCGUAGCUACGGUGAUUUCAUCCUGAUGUCGUACGUCCUGUUCUGCUACAACAUUGCCAUUCCGGGAAUAGCGGCUGGCAUGGACUUCCACUCGAUGGCCGGCAUGGGCAGUGCCCUGCGCAAGACGGGCGCCUUCUAUAUGCGGCGCAGCUACGGCAACGAUCGACAGUAUUGGUACAUCUUUCGGGAGUAUAUGCGGCAGCUGAUCGUCGCGUACGAGCGGGGCAUCGAGUUCUUCCUCGAGGGCACGCGCAGCAGAAGCAACAAAGCGCUGACACCGAAGAUUGGCCUGCUGUCGAUGGCGCUUGAGCCCCUGUUUAUGGGUGAAGUGGAGGAUCUAUGGAUCGUGCCGGUGAGCGUUUCUUACGAUCGGCCCGUGGAGGAGCAACUGUUUGUGUACGAACUGCUCGGGGUCCCGAAACCGAAGGAAACCACCCUCGGGAUGCUGAAGGCGCUGAGCAUUGUGAAGGAAAAUUUCGGUACCAUUUAUCUCGAGUUUGGAGACGCAUUUUCGGCGAAGGAGUACUUUGGUGGGAAGCUAGACCGAGUGCAGCAUACGGUGGCCCCUUCGUAUGCGCAAUUACUGGCGCAGCAGGAACGCGAUGCGAUUCAGCAUCUUGCCAACGAUGUGGUGCACCUACAACAACGACGCAUGGUACUGACCACAUUUCAUCUGAUUGCACUGUACUACAACCUGCGCAAGUACCACGGCCAGACGGUUGAUCUUACGGAGCUGGAGAAAGGUGUCCGACAACUGGGUGUCAUCUUUGGCGACCUCGGGGCCAUCACCGAGGUGGAAGAUGAGCGUGAGGUGAACAGCCGGAUCGCGCAGUCACUCGCCGUGCACCGAAACAUCCUGCAGCUGACGUCCGGACGGAUCCUGGUCAUUGCCAAAACGCGGCACGAUUUCAGCCAGGUCGACAAACGGAAGCUAAAGGGACACAAUCUUUCCGACGCGGUCAUGAAGCUUUCGGUUCCAAUUUUCUCCCUUCAGCUCUACUGCAACCCCUGCCUGCACUGGUUAGCCGUACCGGCGAUGGUUUUGCUGACGGCACGGCAUUUCCAUGCCACCACAGGCCAGGCCACGAUGCAACGCAAUGACCUGCAAAAGGGAGUGCGCGAGCUGAGACAACUAUUCAGUCUGGAGUUUGUCCUGCACCAAAAUCGGGAGACAGAAGAUUUCGAUUCAGCCGUGAACCAUCUGCACCGACAAGGACUGAUGCUCACAGUUGAUAGCAGUACCCAGGGUCUGGGUAUCGUAUCCAGCAAGGAUCAGCUGGCGAACGUUUAUCUCAGUGCACUCGGGCCAUUCCUGUGCACAUAUCUUCAGGUGACGAACGUGCUGUUGGAACAGUUUCGGAACAGCGGGGAGCAAUUCACUGAGAAAGACUACAUGGCCCGCGUGCAACAGUACAUAGAGCAGUUACUGUUGCGCCAGGAGCGUAACGUGCACCCGUAUUGCCUGUCGUUGGACAGCAUAAGUCUCGCCCUGCAUUCUCUAGUCAUACUCGGUGCGAUCCGGAAAAGUAAACGAGAGAGCGUCUAUGUCUACGAUCUAACGCCGACCGACGUGAUUGAAUCGAUCAACCGCCAGCUGGCUGCGAAGAGCGCGCUGUUACCGUUCCAGUACCUUACAUUCCAGGAUGCAGUUACUGGAAGCAAGCUGUAAAUGCUUCCGUAUCUAGCAAAUUUACUCCAUCAUACCAUAAAGUUUAAACUCUACAGUUUCGAACAAUCGUUAGUUUUUUUGUGUUCAAAUUUCAUUUAUUGUGAUUAACUUAUGUUUUGGAACGUAGUUUUGUUUUAGCUGUACUCGUUAGAAAAGCUUUGCAUUUUACUUUAGUUGGAUAGAUGGAUAGUGACGGGACUUCUUCUGGGACGAGGGAUCGACUCAUAAACGCUAAAGGUGGAAAAUAAUAAAUUUAACCCAGGUUCCAGGCAAUA